AUGUGCGAGUCUGCAGGCAUCCUCAACAGGAUGUUUCUGGGCAUCAACCUUUGGGCAGUGGGUGUGAAACCCCCAGCUAAUAACAGCCAGCAACUUCCGUGGCUGCCAAGUGAAGCCAACACAGAAUUACAUCAGGUCAUCGGCAAGAGCAGCGAGAAGUCAGAGGACAGCUCCAUCGAUGAGAAGUACCUCAUCGCCACCUCCGAGCAGCCCAUCGCGGCCUUCCUGCGGGACGAGUGGCUCAAACCCGAGGACCUGCCCGUCCGCUACGCCGGCUUCUCCACCUGCUUCAGACAGGAAGUGGGCUCCCAUGGCCGAGACACCCGCGGCAUCUUCAGGGUGCACCAGUUUGAGAAGAUUGAGCAGUUUGUCUAUGCCUCCCCACAUGACGGCAAAUCAUGGGAGAUGUUUGAUGAGAUGAUAGGGACGGCAGAAGAGUUUUACCAGUCGCUAGGAAUCCCUUACCGCAUCGUCAACAUUGUCUCCGGUAGGUCCCACACACGCACACACAUACGCACACACCCAUCUCAUCACACUCUCAUCAAUAGAGCAGGUCACAGUGAGGAGAUCAGAAAUGCACAUUAA
Messenger RNA from Morone saxatilis (striped sea-bass), 585 nucleotides. Its product is annotated as serine--tRNA ligase, cytoplasmic-like. Lineage: Eukaryota; Metazoa; Chordata; Actinopteri; Moronidae. Bases 1 to 585 code for a protein of 194 amino acids. Gene Ontology annotation, cellular component: cytosol. The record is from RefSeq and is a predicted model, not a curated record. The transcript is spliced from 4 exons. Gene Ontology annotation, molecular function: serine-tRNA ligase activity; ATP binding; tRNA binding. Gene Ontology annotation, biological process: seryl-tRNA aminoacylation.